Messenger RNA from Liolophura sinensis, 1436 nucleotides. RefSeq lists its product as uncharacterized. The record is from RefSeq and is a predicted model, not a curated record. Lineage: Eukaryota; Metazoa; Mollusca; Polyplacophora; Chitonida; Chitonidae. Gene Ontology annotation, molecular function: tRNA 2'-phosphotransferase activity. Bases 282 to 881 code for a protein of 199 amino acids. The transcript has 8 exons. Gene Ontology annotation, biological process: tRNA splicing, via endonucleolytic cleavage and ligation.
UCGGGGCGGAUAUCUUAUUAGCAGACGACAAACACGUGACUGAAAACUCUGCUCGUGAUCGUGCAUUGUACUUUCGGUUUCGAUUGGGGACAUCCCCUGGCGUUAGCGAAGAGCCAAAUCUUAGGUCAGCGGUACGAAAAACUUACUGCUUCUUCUUGAGGAGGCUGCAAGCAUAGCUGGUCAUGUAAACUACUCAUUUUUCACUUCCUUGUAGGUUUGACAAGAUUGAUCCCUAUCGGCAAAACCGUGAAAAUAUCACACCUGGCUUUAAUUGUUGAGGGAUGGGAAGCCACGAGGCCCUGUCACGUUACAUGGCCAAGGUUUUACGCCACACUGCAGGUCAAGAAGGCAUACAUCUAACAUCAGAUGGGUAUGCAGUCGUAGAUGACAUUUUAAGGAUAAAGUCGGAAUACACCUUGGCAGAUGUGGAAGCAAUUGUGAGACGUGACUCGAAGAAGAGGUUCAACCUGAGAGAUUGUCCAAUCACAGGAAAACGUCAAAUCAGAGCUAAUCAGGGCCAUUCCAUUCAGGUCAAGGUGGACAUGCAGGAAAUUAGAACAGCGUCAGAAGCCCCAGAAGUGUUACAUGGUACAUCUCAUAUAAACUGGAAUUCUAUUAAAAAAGAGGGUUUAUCCCGCCAGAAAAGAGAUCAUAUUCACUUUGCCCCGAGUGAACAUUCUCCAGAGGUUAUCAGUGGAAUCCCUAAACGAUGUACUGUCAUCAUCAGCAUUGACAUAGGGAGGGCACUUAGAGUUGGAAUACCAUUCUUUAGAUCAGCAAAUAACGUCAUUCUGAGUCCAGGAAAUAUGCAGGGGAUCAUUCCAGUGAGCUGUUUCAAGAGGGUGAUUGACAGGCGUACUCGAGAGCAACUUUUCCCAUGAUUCAGGGUUUUUCAGGCAGUCUAUUGAGAUCUGUUAAGAUCCACAACCAGUGUUAUCUGGUGCACUGACUCGAUACACGAAACGACCUGUAGAAAAAUGUACGACAUAUCCAUCUUCAACAAAUCUUUCUCCUCACGAACAGUUACAUGUUCAAAAGUCACAUGCCUUACCUGGACGAUAGACUCGUGUAGUGGCAACUACACAUACUGUAAGUAAUCUAACAUUUUGUCCAUCACAGACUUAACUAAGUCACUCAUAUUUCCUGAUUCUGUUCUUUUGAUCUUUGAAAGAUGUAUGAGGUUUGUUAGGAAAGUAGAAUGAUAUCCGACUGGGUAAAAUGUUUCAGCUCUGAAAGCAAUAUUUCACUUUUUGGGUGAUUUACUACUGUACAGCAUUUAGCCUGUAUAUUGUAAAUGAAUUAGGGCAUUUUGAGUUACUUUUUACAGAAAAAAUUAGGAAAAAAUCCAACUGUAUCAUGUCACCCGCCAAAUAUGUUAGGCAACUAUUUUUGAUCACAUUUUCUGUAACAUAGGACCAAUGUGGUCGCUGUGAGUU